Molecule: messenger RNA, 1588 nt
Organism: Menidia menidia (Atlantic silverside)
Lineage: Eukaryota; Metazoa; Chordata; Actinopteri; Atheriniformes; Atherinopsidae
Source: the annotation of a GenBank genome assembly
GGAACAAACAUAUGUUGUUUGUCCAUUUGGAUCAAAAACAGUAGCAAGAGGAGCUGUUCAACGUAGAGUCAGUGCCAGUGGGCCUGGUCACUUAGAACUUCUCCAGAAAAAUCUUUGUCUCGUAGGACCACUACAUCAACUUGGCAGUAGAGACCAUGGCCCGCUAAUAUUGUUUGUGCAUCUUUCCGAGUGAAUCCACGAUGGCCAGCACGGCCGUCCAGCUUCUCGGCUUCUUCUUUGGACUUUUGGGCUUCGCGGGAACUGUUGUCGCGACCCUGCUCCCCCACUGGCGCAACAUAGCCUACAUGGGCUCUAACAUCAUCACAGCAACGGGCUACAUGAAAGGCCUGUGGAUGGAGUGUGUGUGGCACAGCACCGGCAUUUACCAGUGUGAGCUGUACAGAUCUCUGCUGGCCCUGCCACAAGACCUUCAGGCUGCCCGGGCACUCAUGGUGCUCUCCUGCAUCACCUCAGUCCUGGCAUCUAUGGUGGCUGUGAUGGGAAUGAAGUGCACCCGCUUUGCCAGACGUUCAGUGAUCAAAUCCCUCCUGGUCCUGAGCGGGGGGAUUUGUUUCCUCUGCGCUGGCCUUCUCUGCCUGGUCACUGUGUCCUGGACCACCAGUGAUGUCAUCAGAGAGUUCAACGACCCCUUCCUCCCCAGCGGGCUGAAGUACGAGAUCGGCCUGGCCGUGUAUCUGGGCUACGCCUCGGCCUGCCUCAGCCUGACCGGGGGUCUGGUGCUGUGCUGGAGCAGCGGCGGCGGCGACAGGCUGCAGAACCCACCCCGCUUCCAAAGGAGGCCGCCUUCAUCCCCUCCACCGCCAUUCAACAAUUUCUACACCCCUGCUCCGCCCUACAAGCCCCCCGAAGCCCUCAAAGACAAUCGCGCACCCUCACUUUGCUCCCUCUCCAGCAACGGUUACAGGCUCAACAACUACGUCUGAAAGUAUGGAGACUUAAACAGAACAAUAACUGUGAGACCACAAGCUCUGCUUAUGAAAAAGCCUCUGCUUAGACCAGAACUGUCCUCUGAUCAGCGAAUAACUCACUUUGUUCUAUUUUUACAUGCACCUUUUCACUCCCUGCAAACCUGAAAGAAUAACAGAUACAUCAUGUUACCAUUUCCUACUAGAAGGUUUAUGUUUUCGUUGAAGGAUAGAUGCAGAGAAUUUGACUAAACUGAUAGAUACGCAAAUACACAAAACUCUGUGUAGGGAAGAGGGGAACUGGCAUCUCCGGCACUGCUGCGCUGUAUCUUAAGGACCAGAAGAUGGCGCUAUGUGACAGGAAAAAAGUCAAUGAGAAAAAAAAAGAAUGUAAAUAACAGUUUAUGUUAAUGUGUAAGCAGCUGAGCUGUUUCCUUAGAUGUUGUGCCACUUUCUUGUUAGCUUUUAUUCCAAAACCAGAAAACUUUGAUUAUGCAAUAAUUAGCCUGUUUAAAUCAUUUUCUUACUAAAGAAUUAAACGGUUAAAGGGAUUCUGUUGUGUAGGUGCUCUGUUACUGAGAAGAUCAGCAGACAGUUCACUGAGAAAGAAGCCUGAAAAAAGCACUUUUUGUAAAUGAGAGUCACAUUUUGACAAAAACUCA